CAGAGUUGACUCAUUUUAGACCAUUCCAUUGGUCCUGAAUAAAAAUCUCCACACAUCAGGAGCACCGGGCUAUGAAAAACUAAUCCGACCACUUCUUCGCUGUCUAAAAAGUGUACAGUUUGGUAAUGUAACGUUAUCGAGUUAAUUUCGCCGGAAUCAUAUGUGCUUUCGGUUUAUAAUUUUUUUUUUUUUUAACUUAGAAGCCCUGCGACACGGAAACAAACUAACGCAACAUGCAUGAAGAUUGAAACAGACUUGCAUCGUAGUUGCAGGACAAGCCGCAGCUUCUGAGCGGGGUAGAUGCAGGGAGGGAGGGAGUAAAAAAGUCUUUGUGCUUCCCCUCCCCCUCAUCAAAGCAAAGGGGGAAAUGUCUCUUUCUAAAGGAGGAAAGAAGAAGAACCCAGGCCUCAAGCUCUCCAAAGAGGUCUUUGAUCAGCCCCCACCUGCAGCCGCGGCCCCCCCUCGAGAUCUGGAUUCCAAAGCCUGUGUUACCAUUGGAGAAAAGAACUUUGUUGUGAAGGCAGAUGACUUGGAGCAGAUUGGGGAGCUGGGUAGAGGAGCGUAUGGCGUGGUGGACAAGAUGAGACAUGUGCCCAGUGGGCUUAUCAUGGCCGUCAAGAGGAUCCGGGCCACAGUGAACACCCUGGAGCAGAAGAGACUGCUGAUGGAUCUGGACAUCUCCAUGAGGACCGUGGACUGCUUCUUCACGGUCACCUUCUACGGCGCUCUCUUCAGAGAGGGUGACGUGUGGAUCUGCAUGGAGCUGAUGGACACGUCUCUGGAUAAGUUGUACAAGCAGGUGAUGGAUAAAGGCAUGACCAUCCCUGAAGACAUCCUGGGGAAGAUCACUGUAGCGAUCGUCAAGGCCUUGGAGCAUCUGCAUAACAAACUGUCGGUGAUACACCGAGAUGUGAAACCGUCCAACGUGCUGAUCAACACACAGGGCCAGGUGAAGAUGUGUGACUUUGGCAUCAGCGGCCACCUGGUGGACUCUGUGGCCAAGACCAUGGACGCCGGCUGCAAGCCCUACAUGGCGCCAGAACGGAUAAACCCCGACCUCAACCAGAAAGGCUACAGCGUUAAGUCAGACAUCUGGAGUCUAGGAAUCACAAUGAUUGAGCUGGCCAUUCUGAAGUUCCCCUAUGACUCGUGGGGUACACCCUUCCAGCAACUGAAGCAGGUAGUGGAUGAGUCCUCUCCACAGCUGCCCUCGGACCGCUUCUCCCCUGAGUUUGUGGACUUCAGCUCCCAGUGCUUAAGAAAGAAACCCAACGAGAGACCCGCCUACACUGAACUAAUGCAACACCCCUUUUUCACCCUGCAUGACUCCAAAGAGACGGACGUAGCCAGCUUUGUCAAGAUCAUCCUGGCAGACUGACAGGCUCCUCCACCCACCAGGGUAGGAGAUAGGCGGGACUUCUCCCCCACCCACCAAUCCAAGGCCUUUCAGAAAGCUCACUGGAAUUGAUCUGCCACACAACUCCAACUUUCUUUCCCCAAAGACUGACGACAGCUCACAGAGGCCACGUGGGAAAGCGCUUGUAGUAUGAACUCAAGAUGUUGAUGGUGUCCACCCAAACUGGAGAUGGUCAACAAACCUUUCCCCCCCUCUACUCCUACAAACUGAACUGAUUCAAACUCCUCACUGUACCAGUUUUCUGAUUGGACAGUGUCUGUCAGCAGGAAGAAAAUCUCUCUUCACACAUACUGUAUGUCCAUCACUCUGAAUUACACAGAAAGAGAAAAAGAAUUCUGUGAAAUGUGUACGUCUCUGUAUGAUGAAUUGAAAAGAUAUAUAUUUUUCAUUUAUGCGUUUUUGUUUUUCCUGAUACAGUUUGUAAUACUGUAUAUUUUCAUCAAAUAUGAAUUUAAGGGUGUGUCUUUACUCUUUCUGAAUGGUAUCAUGAGGGGAAGAGGUUACCUACAUUUCUCGUCAGGUCUUUUGGUGAUUGGUCAGUAAUGGGACGGCAGCUGCUGUCGUCGGGCAGGGUUUUGGGAGGCUCUGGAGGGGUCAGACUCAGUAAGUUUCUUUGUAGAGGGAAGUUCGAAGGUGUGACUGGGGGCCCUGUACAAAAGGAAUUGCAAGUCCUACCUAGGUCUCUUUGGUGGCAUGGGAAUGCAAGGCAUCCGUUAUCAUCUGACCCUAUAUACAACCCCAUCACCCAUCUGUAUAUGCCCCUCUGCCCCGCCCCUUCCUAACCAUCUGUAUAUGCCCCUCUGCCCCGCCCCUUCCUAACCAUCUGCUCUGUCACCAAGAGUGCUGUAAAGAGUAUGUGAACAGUGUAUUCUCAUAUAGUACAUGGACUUGUAAUUGGGGGAAUGAUAAUGUAACUAUCCAGACUAUGCUGUAUUUAUCUUCCAGUCCCUCCGAGCCGUUUUAAAAGCUGUAUUUUCAUUAUUAAUUGUGACUAUUAUCACUUGGUUUCCUGGAUGUGGUUGGGGGCUGCUGUUUGAUCCAUUUUAACUUUUACAUUUUUCUCAAUUUCCGUUCCCCGAGUGGCGGACAGGAGCGUGUCAGUAUGGUGUUUGGUCCCUGAAGCACAGAGAGGUCUACGAAGCCUCAUGCCUUACACGGACAGUAUGUCAGGGAACAUCCGUUAUGUGUGUUGAAGAUGUAAAUACUGUUUUGUCUUUUUAAAUGUAACGUUGGCAACGUGGCGGCAGAGAGGACGUGUCGUCGUGGUUACGCGGCUGAUUGAUGUGUUGUCGCUGGUUUUAACGCAGUCGGUGUGUGAGAGAGGCAAACGCAGCCUGCUGACUCCUCCUGUAAUCAUCUGUUUGAUCGAUCUGCUGCAGCCACCUCUCAGGUUUCAACGCCCUGCUUGAAGUCAGCGGAGGCGGCCAUGUUUAUUUCCCCACCAUGUUGUACCUCUCUUCAGCGCUGGGUUGUGUUCAUUAGGCACCAAACGGAAGAAAACAAACAGUGAGGAACUACCUGGACUUGGUCCGAAUAAGAAACGCUAAUGUUUGGUUCCACGUUGCAAAAUGUUAAACACUUCCCGUUGCCUGCCCCAAUGAACGCAACCCAUUAUGGUGGAAGACUACUUAUGUGUGAGAUCAUGCUAGGCUGUGAAUGGGUACCUGCCAUCUAGGCUUGAAUCCCAAAUCGACCCCCCCCCCCCCCCAAUCCCUAGACAAUCAUCUAGGUCUGAGACCGAUUUGGAGGUAUGAGCACUAUAACAAGGUGAAGUAAUCAGCAUAUUGGUUCCAGUUUCCACUCCAUUCUUUCUAGAAGUGCCCUGGGGAGUAGGGAGGCUCUGGGUUGAUCUGGAACUCAACCCUCUGGACUCUGCCGUGGCCCUCAGGUCUUCCAUCAGGACUAUGAGGAUCCUGCCAUGUGACCGCCAGUGGUGGUGGUGGCACUUGCCCUUAGUGUUUUUAGGGUGCGCCCAAAAGGAUGCCCUAUUUCCUGUCUCUUCUUUCUAGGGAACCGGGUGCCAUUUCAGACGCAGCCCUGGUCUGUAACUGGUAAGCCUACCCGGUCUUCUCUCAGCCUCUCUGAUGUACAUUGUAGUGGGCUUCUUAUCAAAGUUGGUGGAUGAGGAGUAUUUAUAAUAUGUGAGUAAAGAAGGGAAAGCAAAUAAAGAGCUGCUGUGAUUUGA
Messenger RNA from Oncorhynchus masou masou (cherry salmon), 3602 nucleotides. Its product is annotated as dual specificity mitogen-activated protein kinase kinase 6-like. The coding region runs from base 368 to 1378 and encodes 336 amino acids. Gene Ontology annotation, molecular function: ATP binding; MAP kinase kinase activity. NCBI's taxonomy places the organism in Eukaryota, Metazoa, Chordata, Actinopteri, Salmoniformes, Salmonidae. The transcript is spliced from 12 exons. The record is from RefSeq and is a predicted model, not a curated record. Gene Ontology annotation, biological process: protein phosphorylation; MAPK cascade.